Fragaria vesca subsp. vesca is the source of this 492-nucleotide messenger RNA. RefSeq names its product transmembrane protein 97-like. The transcript has 2 exons. The record is from RefSeq and is a predicted model, not a curated record. Gene Ontology annotation, cellular component: endoplasmic reticulum. NCBI's taxonomy places the organism in Eukaryota, Viridiplantae, Streptophyta, Magnoliopsida, Rosales, Rosaceae. The coding region runs from base 1 to 492 and encodes 163 amino acids.
AUGGGUGCUUUUCUGAUGCUAAUUGACGCCAUACUUCUUUUCUUCUUCCUCCUAAUGGCGACGGCGCCGAUCGUCGACGCGCAGUUAGUUCUGCCUCUGAGCCUCUUUCCGGAGUGGAUGGUGGAGUACAAGAAUUGGUACGUCGGCGGGUUCAACGACUAUUGCUAUGUGGAGAAGCCUCAUUUCUUUGUUGGUCUCAUUUUGGUUGAGCUUGUAUUCCAAUGGCCCCUUGCCCUUGCUAACUUGUACGGAAUGCUGGCCGGAAAGUCGUGGUACAACACCACUUGCUUGGACUUGGCCUAUGGCGCCUCUAUGUUCACCACCAUGGUCACAGCAUUGACAGAGCUCAUAGGUUCUGGCAAGGCAUCGGAUAAGUUGUUGCUAUUGAACUACCCCUUUUUGGGGUUCAGUCUCUUGGCCAUGCUUCGUGGGCUGCUCCGCCCAUCAACAACGACUACUUCAAGCAAAGGUCACAAAGAGAAAAGGAUUUAG